CAUCACACUCCGCAACGAGUACCACCAUCAACAGCAUUAAUUUUAAACUCUUGGGUGUUCAUCAUUUUGUUGCGAGUAGAUUUAUUUUAAUUUAUAUAUUACGAGAGAAGAGAAUAAUUGGAAAAGUCUUCUGAUAUUAAUUAUUGUUUUUUGUGCCAUCAUCAAAAAGGCUUGUUGGAGGAGAAGAUUUUGAAGCGAAAAUGUUUAUGAAUAAUAGUUUACCUACAUCAUCAGAGAGGGAUUUUGAUAGUAAAGAAAAACAAAUUAGUGCUCAAUAUGCUAAUUUAUUGCAACGAUCGAAUAGAUACUUCUCCGGGCUGAGAGAACUUCCACAAACUGGACAAAGAAAAGUGUGGGAGCCAUACUUUCGAAAGACAUUCGAAGUAUUCACACAACUGUGGAAAUAUCAAUUGGAACAUCGUUCUGUUUUGGAGAAGAAGGCCAAUUUGAAGAGGUUUGAAAUUGGUGAAAUUGCAUCACGUAUUGGUCAACUCUAUUACUUGUACUAUUUAAGAACAGGUGAUAUCAGAUAUGUCUAUGAAUCCUAUAGAUUUUAUGAAGCAAUUCAUACAAGACAAUAUUUCAAAAAUAUUGAAAGAGAAGACAAUGCUCAACUUUAUCACGGAAUGCUCAGAUAUUAUGCUAGAUUUAUUGUUGUUUGUUUACUAGUUAACAAACGACAAAUCAUUUAUGAAAUUUUACCGGAAUUUAAAGAUAAUGUCAGCAAUUAUUUAACACAUUUUAAUAUUGGUGGAAAAGGAGGAGAGGAAUGGGAAUUGCUCAUUAAUGAACUUGAAAACUUUUUAAAAGCCGAAACGAGUGUUACAAUCGAUCAAGCUGUUGAUCUAAUUAACUAUAGAUCAGCUGUUCAAUUUCCAAAAUCUAAAAGUAGAAGAAACAAUAUACCUAAUUAUUUAUUUGAUAAUCGAAGUGGCAACAAUACGCCUUCUUCCUCAGAUGAUUCAUCACCAUCCGAUAUUACUUCUCCUGUUGAGGAAACAAUAUUUUCACAAAUGACAAGUUCAAAUUAUAUUGUCAAAAUUUCAGAUGCCAUAUUGAUGACAAACAGAAAAUCAACAGUCAAAUUCAGUGAAUUAACCUUGGAUGUUUUUAGAAUUAUACAAUCAUUGGAAAAGAAUUCACUCAACGAGAAGCAAGCAUCCAUUCGUAAAACCAUGCUCUACAGACCAACUGUUUCCGAAAUGUUAGCAAGCUUAUCGAGUAGUGUGGAUAUUUCUGAGAGUGUUGACACCACCCAAAAUACCAAUUUUGCUAAUUUUAUUUACAUUUCGGCUGAUGGAGCCAAAGGAGGAGUUUCACUAAAUUCCAAGAGAAGAAGCAAUCAACAAUAUUCUUUCGAUGAAGAGUUAUCGACAGAGACUAGCCAUUUUAUGGAUCCUAACAGCCUUACAAUAGAUGACAUUUUGCCAUUCACAAGAAAGCCACUAUUUUUAGUUGUUGAAAGUGAGAAUUCAACAUCUCUAAUGCCAAAACAUAAUAGAUUCCCAUCCUGCUUUGUUUGUUUAUUCUCCCCUAAACUUUACGUCUCUCAUCUCUCCAAUACCUCAAUGAUUGGAUCCUUCUUUACACACUUCCUUGCAUCACCAAUUCUUGCCUUGUGCACGUUGACAAAGUUGGAAAGUGUGAAAAAUAUUGAAAAGAAUGUUUAUAGAGAAUGUGAGAGUAUUUUAAUUAAUUCCUUUACCGAGAUGCACAAGAUUCUCUCUCAAGAUGACGAUUUGGAUAUUUCACUCAAACUAUAUUUGGAAAAUGAAACAACGAGACUUUACAUUUUGAGGUUUAUUCUUUGCAGAUUUUUAUUGGAAACUUACCUACGUGCUAAUAGUGAACUCGUUUUAGGGCAUCACUUGCAUUCAUUCCUCCCAACUUCCUAUCCAACUAUUCCACACGUUUCACAGGACGUAUUAACCAAGACUGUCACUCAAAUUCUUGAAAGAUUGGAGAUUGACUCGAAACUUUUUGAUAUUUAAUUUAUUAAAAUUUAUAAUUUACUUGCUCGCAU
Messenger RNA from Naegleria gruberi, 2023 nucleotides. RefSeq lists its product as uncharacterized. Gene Ontology annotation, cellular component: nucleus. The transcript is spliced from 4 exons. The coding region runs from base 201 to 1991 and encodes 596 amino acids. Gene Ontology annotation, biological process: DNA-templated transcription. The record is from RefSeq and is a predicted model, not a curated record. Gene Ontology annotation, molecular function: transcription corepressor activity. NCBI's taxonomy places the organism in Eukaryota, Heterolobosea, Eutetramitea, Acrasida, Naegleriidae.